AUGACUAUAUGCUCACUCUGUUCUCCUGCCCUGUCCAGUCCUUCAGGCCUUCCAACUCUCCCCGCGUCAUGGAAUACUGGCUGUGGUAUUGUUGAAUCCAGCUCUACGCCGUAUUUCUUUGCGGACAAGGACUGCGAGACCCCGCCUGAAGAAAUCGGCUUAGCUCACCAUGUAGGCCUUGACGCCCUCACCGAGUCAGCAAAGGAAUGUCCACUAUGCGAGCUCAUUCUAAAAAGAGUCGAUAAGUUCAUUCAAGGGCUGGAAGAGGUGGAACAGGAUACUCACUCCCGUUAUUUUGUGCUCGAGGCUCAAGGCCAUGGAGUACCAGAGACAUGGUUUUUUAAACUUGUCCAGAGACUUGAUGGCGGCGAAGGUUUUGCUGUCUUUGCUAAUAGUAAGAAGAGGAGUUACAUGUAUUUGAUGGAUGUCUUUGGCUUCUGCGUCGACCCAGCCGAUUCUCUGUAUUCUGCUAUGACGCGAGGUGCUGAAGCGUCAGGGACCUCGCACAAAGGAAAAAUCAGAGGAUCAAAGGUCGGGCCUGAUGCUGGGUCGAAAGAAACCUUAAGCGUGGUAACAGGCUGGGUCGAUGACUGCAUCCAGAGCCAUGAUCGCUGUCAACCGGCCAAGACUCGUCUCCCUUCACGCAUUCUGGACCUAGAAGCAUCGGACAACCCUAACAAUAUUCGUCUACUGGAAACAGUAGGCGACGAAAAGUACGGCUCUUACGUGACUCUCAGCUACUGCUGGGGAACUGAUCCUGCUUUCCAUGUGCGAACUACCCACUCAACUAUGUCAAGCCAUCUUGACAGCAUCGACGUGAACAGUCUUCCGCAGACGUACAAAGAUGCCAUCAAGAUCACUCGCCAUCUCGGUAUCCGAUACCUAUGGAUCGAUUCAUUGUGUAUUUGCCAGGACGACUUGGAAGAUUGGGCCCGAGAGUCUGCUGCUAUGCAGCAAGUCUAUGCUGGAGCAUACUUGUCCAUCGCGGCGGAUAACGCUGCGGGCUCUGAACAGGGGUUCUUGACAAGGCAAGACCGUUCAUAUGUGCCGGCUACGAUCAAUAUCUCAGCCCAUGCUAGUGAUUCGGCUGAGUCGAACAAGGUGGCUGGAUAUGUCUUUGAAGUGCCACCGAUCAAGGCACAUCAUGCCCGAGCAUGGAUGGUAUUCAACAAGGAACCCCUCACUGUACGUGGAUGGGCCAUGCAAGAGCGACUUCUUCCUAUAAGAGCCCUCCACUUUGGCAGCGACCAGAUGUUCUUUGAGUGCAACUGUCACAUGUUGUCAGAAGACGGCGUCGAGGUCAAGGGUCGUUGGAACUCGCUGUAUCCCCUCAAAGAGAAAGGAUUCAAGGAUCUCGCGCGCAAAUCGAGAGUGAGCGCCACGCAUCAGCUAUGGUACCUGAUCCUUGAAGACUUCUUCCAUAGGAAGGUUACUGUGAAGAGUGAUCGACUACCUGCGAUUUCCGGUCUGGCAACGAUGUUCCAGAGCAGGCUUACCUAUGAGAUGGUAUCAAGAACCGGCUCUGGAGAAGUUCAAUAUGUUGCUGGGCUCUGGAGCAAUGCCCUAAUCGAAGGUCUUGGAUGGUCUGCACUCGGGAGAGAGGAGAUAACCCUGCCUGACAAGAAACCACUCCCGGGUGAAGAGGGUUAUAUCGCACCUACCUGGAGCCCUGCUUCUUUUGACGAUGCCUCUGCUCAUGGAAUGACCAUGCCCGGCUGGGUUGACAUCGCCACUGUUACAGACUUUGGUGUGACGCCAAAGACCAUGCAUAACCCAUUCGGUGAACUAAUCGAUGGCUGGAUCCGCAUCCGAGGUCCGAUGAUCAAGCUAUCGCUCAGUAAAUUACCGGAUGAGGACCAAGAAAAGCUGGGAACCUGGCGCCGCAACAUGAGACUCUGCACGCCACGUGGCGAUGCCUAUGGUUCAUUCUGUUCCAUGGAUACUAUUCACGGACAGAAUGAAGAAACACGCGCUUGGAUUAAAAAUAACGAGAUAUUUGCAUUAGUCUUGUCGGAAAAGAAAUAUGACGGAGAUGAAAUAGCGGGAAAAAAACUCUAUCAUGCACUGUUGGUCAUGCCUGUGAGCCAGGACAGGCGGGUUGUGUCUGAUAGGGACGAGUUUAGGAGGGUUGGGACAUUCUUUGUGGACGAAGAUAACAUUGGUGAUGAUAAGAGUCAGUACAGAAUGUUGAUAUGUUUGCGGAGAUAG
This is a messenger RNA of Fusarium pseudograminearum CS3096, 2208 nucleotides long. RefSeq lists its product as uncharacterized. The transcript has a single exon. The coding region runs from base 1 to 2208 and encodes 735 amino acids. Lineage: Eukaryota; Fungi; Ascomycota; Sordariomycetes; Hypocreales; Nectriaceae. The record is from RefSeq and is a predicted model, not a curated record.